CUUCCAGUCAGACGUGCCGUGUAAAGGCUGUGAAGUCGCCAACACUGUCUACUGUCAAUUACCGCAUACUGUACCGUUCAAGUCGCUCUCUCGUAUCAUAGUCUAGCGCUAGAGUUGCUCUAAUAUCUACAGACAGCAGCAUUUCACAAGCAUCGCUACUUUGGGGCUUUUUGCUCUCGACUGACUUUGGUAACAUAUUUUCCUGAACAAAUAGCUUCUUAGAACGAGCAAGUGGGCGGAUAUGGAUAGUGACUCCGAACGCCUGCCUCCAGGCUUCGAACGCAUCGGCUACGAUGCUGACAGCCAAACCUACACGUUCAGCGGGCCCGACGGGCGCACCUACGAGUCCGAACCAGGCUGCCGCUAUGGCGAACUGUGGCCCGUCGGGCAGCCUCGUCCACCCCCCAGUGAUACUGAAAUAGAAGCCAACAACGAGGCGAUAAAGAAGGAUACACGAGAGGCUACGCGCAUGAUGCUACCGUUCGCGCUCCUCAUAUUUGUCUUCCUUAUACUGGUGUUCAAGCUCACAAAUGGACCGGUUUCUGACCAGGGCACUCCACAUGUUGUUGACUGUGCUAAAGGCAGUCAUCAAGUUCAAAUCCGGAAGGGCGACACAUGCUGGGCGAUUGCAGAACAACGUGGCCUAGGCGUAGAUGAGUUGCUGAGCUUGGGUGGGAAUGAGAAGGUAGACUGCGAUAGGCUAAGCAUCGGUCAAGUGAUAUGCGUUCCGCAGUCGCUAUGAAGUGUCAGGUUUCGAGAUAAUGUAUGUAGGUUUUAUGAGGCGUUUGCUGGUCUUGAUCUUGAUAUAAAAAGGCGUCAUCGGCGUCUUGUUCAAUACUGUUCCGUGAACUGAAACAUCACCCCAAAUACCCACUCCCCUACUAUGGAUAUCAUUAUAUU
Molecule: messenger RNA, 900 nt
Organism: Cucurbitaria berberidis CBS 394.84
Lineage: Eukaryota; Fungi; Ascomycota; Dothideomycetes; Pleosporales; Cucurbitariaceae
Product: carbohydrate-binding module family 50 protein
Exons: 2
Coding region: 242-742 (166 amino acids)
Source: RefSeq, a predicted model, not a curated record